Molecule: messenger RNA, 606 nt
Organism: Plasmopara halstedii
Lineage: Eukaryota; Oomycota; Peronosporomycetes; Peronosporales; Peronosporaceae
Exons: 3
Coding region: 1-606 (201 amino acids)
Source: RefSeq, a predicted model, not a curated record
AUGGUGAACGACGACAUUGCUGCAAAUGAAAUCACGAGGCAGAUAGCGGCACUGAAGCCGCGCAUAGAGGGAUCCAGGGGUGUUAUGGGGUAUCUGGACAAGCCUCAAAACGACAAGCGGGCUGAUGUAAAUAAAACAUUUCUGGCCACCACCAUCCGGAGUAUCGACUCGCACAACCGGCGGCAGGAGGAGAACAAGUGCUGGACACUGCGGCGAAUGGAGCACAAGCUAGAUGAGGGAAGCAAUUGGCAAAGGUCAAGCCUAAGAAGCAACAUUUACAGAUCAGACGAGAAAAAGCGAAAAGGCAGUGUUAGAAGAAGUCGGAGUCGGAGUCGGAGUCGCAGUCAUUUGAGACAAUCUAGACGAAGUCGAAGCAGAAACAGGCGACGAUGUAGUCGAGGACAGAGCGAAAGGAAGGACGAAGAUAAACGUAGCUAUUGGGCUCGAAAAAAGGCCGACAAAACUCAAAAGAUUUGGAAGGUUUUACAAUCAAAAGGCACAAUAUCUGUGGAGAAUGCACCUGAUAUCGACUCCGACGACGACGACAUUAAGCCUGACAGAAAUCUUUCUAUUACUUCGUUAAACUGCAAGGAAUGUUCGAAAUGA